AUGGCAUGUUACAUCUGGCAAACAAUAUUUGCAGCUUCAUGCCUUGUGAGGGUUGGCGUCAGUGGCAUGGACACGUAUGGACGCGAAUUUAUUUUUGUAUACCCACCGAAUAACAGUGGAUCUAGCAGAAUGAACGCUACAUUGAAUAUUAUCAAUCCGGACACAAAGCAGAGUGCUACAGUCACCGUUGAAUAUCCUGAAUUUGGUACUAUUGGUGAAAAAAUCACGGCAAGACGAUGUACUGCAACUUUGGUUGUCAAAGUACUGAGCAGCGCUAUGUUUAAAUUUAAUAAUUCUGUGAUUCUGGAUAAUAUCAACGAUGGUUUGCACUUAUACGAAGAUGCUCGAAUUGUUGUCCACUCCACCACUCCAAUUACUCUCAUAGCACAUAACGUAGAUGUCAGCGGAGCUCGCGAUAGCUUCCUUGUGCUACCAAUAUCGAUGGCCGGAAAUCACUAUGCGUUUGCGCUUCCGUCAUCAUCGUUGUCCGGUUCAACAAUGGUAUAUUUCAUACCAGUGAAAGCUGAACUUAAUCAACAAAUCACCAUUAAUCUGAUUCGCAAGGCAUCCUCUCGCUCCUACAAACAUGCUGUACAAGUAGAUAAGGUGCUGGCAUUCAGUUUAUCAGGCGAAAGUGUUACUUUUUGGGCUCAUAGCAAUUUUACAUUCGUCAUUGUUGCUGCAGUACGUGGAUUGCCAACAGUGAAAGGAUCGAAUGUAUUCGAUUUUGGAUGCUUUAUGCCAAGCUCGGUGCCAACGAUGGACUGCGAUAAGUUAUCAGUAAAAGAUAAUCACAUCGUACCACUGCUUACUGGGAAAUACCAUAUGCUUACACCUGUAUUCGUUGAAUGUGAAUCAGUGGGAAUUUCGAUUCAUGGUUCGAACAAAGUUAUCAAGAUGAAACGUUUAAUAUCCACUUUCGUUGAAACAUCUAAUCCUAUGGUAUUUGAUGAAUAUGGAAAUAUUGCCGCAAUAAGUACUAAGACAAUGUUAAAUGUCAUUCGUUAUGGUGGAUACAAUAUUGGAGUACUAAACUAUGAGGAAGGCGGAUAUUUGCAUGAAAUACCUGCUGUUUCGCAAUUCAUUUCCGGCAUGAUUCCAGUUAUUGUACCCAGCGAAAGUAAUCAAGUUACUGUGAUAGCAGACUAUAAAGCAAUGUCAAGCGCUUUUUUUGAUGGCGAAACUAGCUUAUCAUUUGCCGUACUGCCAUUUCUAAAUAGUUCAUUAUAUUAUGCAUCCGGCAGUAUAUCCUCCGGUUUCCAUUUCUUCUACGCCGAUGGUCUGUACAUCAUGUUUGUCACCGGUCGCACGAAUAAUAGUGCUUAUGGAUUUGUCCCGGCUUUUAACAGCCGAAAAGCUAUCAAGAUGGAUUCUGCUACAACUUCUUUUCCGGAAUUUUUGAGUGAGUCGACUAUAAUGUUGCAACAAGCAGUAACAACUUCAUCAGUUCAAAUGUUUAUUUUGAAUGAGAAUACCUUCACAACAAAGCAUACACCGUACACCCGUUGUAUUCGUGGUAAAUCCAACCGAAAUGUUUCAAACAAAGGCGUUUCCUCAUGCGUUUCUAUGGAAUAUACUCUUUUCAAAAAGUAUUUCUAUGCUUCAGAAAUAAGCGAAAGGUUUUUGGAAUAUUUCUAUAAAGAUGAAGUGGAAAUUUCUUAGAAACGUCAGAAAUGACAAAGUGCUCUGAUAGCCAUCCGAUUUUUCGUGUUAAGACUUUUGAUUAACC
Molecule: messenger RNA, 1729 nt
Organism: Loa loa (African eye worm)
Lineage: Eukaryota; Metazoa; Nematoda; Chromadorea; Rhabditida; Onchocercidae
Exons: 11
Coding region: 1-1662 (553 amino acids)
Source: RefSeq, a predicted model, not a curated record